Messenger RNA from Brassica oleracea var. oleracea, 1124 nucleotides. RefSeq lists its product as uncharacterized. The transcript has a single exon. Bases 172 to 945 code for a protein of 257 amino acids. The record is from RefSeq and is a predicted model, not a curated record. Lineage: Eukaryota; Viridiplantae; Streptophyta; Magnoliopsida; Brassicales; Brassicaceae.
UAUUCUAUCGAUCGCUUCACUUUCCUGAUUUAAAUUUCCGAGGAUCUCAAUCUUCACCGUAUUCAAUUUCUCAAACUCAGAUCAAAGAGACAGAGCAAAGCAUUUAUACCUUCGGUGUUUCACGGAAACAUAACAAACAAAACGAUUCAGACAACUUCAAAACAAAAAAACAUGACGAAACCGUUUGUGUUCCAUGGUGUGGAGGCGGAGAAAGCAGAAGCGAUGAGGAGAUACAACAACCAAAAAUGCUUCCGGAACAUUAUACGAGCAUGCGCCGUCGCUUUACUGUUUUACUUGUGGUUUCCGACAGUGACGGUUUCACUGUUUGCUGUCGGCGACUGGUUUUACCGAACCGGAGCGGUUAUUGUAACCAAUCGUACCGUUGUCUUCGUCUCUGCAAACUUACUCGUCGCUUUGGUUUUCAUUCUAUCUCGCGAUCGCGACGACGAGAGUAGUUCCAAACCAGAUCUAUACGAUCAGUACACCUCCUCCUCCUCCUCCGCCGUUAUCGUAACCGCCGCCGAUGAAAAAGUGGUUGACGAUGGUGGUUCGAAAAAUCAAACCGUUGCGGCGUUGGUCGAGGAGGUGAUUGCGGAGAAGCAAACCGUUGCGGCGUUGGUCGAGGAAGUAGUUGCGGAGAAGCAAAUCGUUCCGGCGUUUAUUGAGGAGAAGGUGGCUGUGGAGGCGGUCACAACAGAGUUAAAGAGAACCUAUAGGAGGACGAAGUCGGAGAGGAAGAAGAAGGUUAACCGGCCGGUGACGGAGUUUCGAAGGACAGAGUCGGCGAACUCAGGGAUAGAGAGAUUGAGCGGCGAGGAGUUUCGUUUGAAGGUAGAGGCCUUUAUAAUGGAGAAGAAGAGAUGUCUUGUUCAGGAAGAAAACGACGUCGUUGCAUGUGGACUUGAGCUCGUUGGUGCUGCUGACUCUAGCUAUGGAUCGUACUAAGAUGUGCAGAAAUGUGAUAAUCUCAAAUUAUAUUAUCUACUUUUGGAUUAGUUUUAGGAGCGCUCUUCAAAAGUAGACGCAAAAUCAUUGGCUAUAUUUUCAUUGCUGAUGAUUAUGUGUUACGGUGAAGCGAGAUUAGCUGAUUUUCUUUGUUACAAAACUUAUUUGAAUAAAAUAUC